Molecule: messenger RNA, 423 nt
Organism: Cooperia oncophora
Lineage: Eukaryota; Metazoa; Nematoda; Chromadorea; Rhabditida; Trichostrongylidae
Source: the annotation of a GenBank genome assembly
AUGGCUCAAGAACUGAUUCAACUCCAGCCAGGAAUGCAGGUUGAAAGAUGGACUAUUGAAAAGAAGCUUGGUGAAGGUGGCUUUGGUGCCGUAUAUCGAUGUCGUGACAGCACUGGGCAAUACGCACUCAAAGUUGAAGGAGUGGCCGAGCAGAUUCAGGUACUGAAAAUGGAAGUCUACGUGCUGACAGAGUUGACAAAACGUGGCUCACGACAUUUCUGCAGAAUUGAAGACAAAGGAAGAUACGGAAAUUUCAAUUAUGUGGUUAUGACUCUUGUGGGUAAAUCGCUACAAGAUUUGAAUAGGGGAGGGCCUGGAGGGCAUAUGACGAUCGGAUGUGCUAUAUCAUGUGGUAUUCAAGCGCUAGAAGCUCUUGAAGUUCAAAAGAAGAAGCGGAUCGCCGUGCAUUUGCAGCGAGCUUAG